Messenger RNA from Penicillium salamii, 1566 nucleotides. NCBI's taxonomy places the organism in Eukaryota, Fungi, Ascomycota, Eurotiomycetes, Eurotiales, Aspergillaceae. The record is from the annotation of a GenBank genome assembly.
AUGACUGCCCGGUUGCUUCAUCCCGAUGAAUGGGAAAUGGCUUCGCGAUCGUCAAUUGACUCGCAGGGUACAUUUAACCUAGACGAGGCCGAUUUUGAAUCCCAAGUCCCUCCCACAUCCCAAUUUGGCAAACGCCGACUGCCUUGGCUAUCCCGGCUCUUUUCGACGGCGACAACGGGAUAUCGUCGUCUGAAGACCAACUCAAGACCAGCUCUUGCAGGCACCCCACGCCCAAGCUGCACCCGCCGAUUCUGCAUUCGCCGCUGCUGCUAUAUCCACGUGGUUGCGGGUAUAGUUUUCGCCCUUACGCUCUUCACUUCGAUCCUGUUCCCCUCGUAUACACACCCACCAGCGCACUACUCUACACUCCGCGAAUCGGUGCUUGGAAGUUCAUACUCAGGACGUGGAAACCCGCGGGGUGAAAAGGUUUUUAUUGCGGCUAGUCUUUAUGACAGUGGGGGUGAGCUUGCUCGGGGCCAAUGGGGGGAACAGCUCGUUGAUCUCAUUGAUCUACUCGGGCACGACAAUGUAUUCUUGAGUAUCUAUGAAAACGACAGCGGCGACGAGGGGGAGCGUGCACUGCGUGAGCUGGAGAAGAAGGUGACAUGCCAAAAGUCCAUUGUUUCGGAGAAGCACCUGGACCCAAAGACUCUGCCAACUGUGACCAUACCAGGUGGAUCCAACCGAGUGAAGCGAAUUGAAUAUUUGGCACAGGUACGGAACAAGGCGUUACAGCCAUUGACCGACCUUCCAAAUAUGAAGUUCGAUAAACUCCUGUACAUGAACGACAUCCUCUUCCACCCCAUCGACACAGUCCAACUUCUCUUUUCCACCAACGCAAAUGCGGACGGCAUCGCACAAUAUCGCGCAGCGUGUGCUGUAGACUUCGACAACCCCUUCAAGUUUUACGACACAUAUGCAACCCGCGAUCUUGAAGGCUACAGCAUGGGCCUCCCCUUUUAUCCCUGGUUCACAACGUCCGGCAAGGGCGAGAGUCGAAGGGACGUGCUUGCCGGCAAAGAUGCCGUGCGAGUACGCAGCUGCUGGGGUGGAAUGGUCGCUUUUGAUUCGAAAUAUUUCCAAUCCGGGUCGCCACCCACAUCACCAAAUCCAGCACGCUUCCGCUCCAGUCAUGAUCUAUUCUGGGAAGCCUCAGAAUGCUGCCUCAUCCACGCGGAUAUCCAGGAUCCCCAGACUAAUGUGGACGAGAUUUCUGACACUGGCAUCUACAUGAAUCCAUUUGUGCGGACUGCCUACAAUCAUCGCACACUUUCGUGGCUCGGUGUCACUCGUCGCUUUGAAGGACUGUACUCGUUCCUUCACAACCUGGGCAAUCAUCUCGUUGGCCUUCCUUGGUAUAAUCCCCGGCGGGCGGAGGUCCUCGGUCAAAAUGUCAAGGAGACGGUCUGGGUCCCGAAUGCAAAGUUGGAUGGCGGUGGUUCAUUCCAGGUUGUUGAUCGGGUUGCUGGCAACGAUGGCUACUGUGGACGUCGUGGUCUUCAGGUCAUUGUUGAAGACCGGAAACCUGGGCAGAAAGGCUUUGAAAAUAUUCCUGUGCCCUCAUAG